Molecule: messenger RNA, 3561 nt
Organism: Copidosoma floridanum
Lineage: Eukaryota; Metazoa; Arthropoda; Insecta; Hymenoptera; Encyrtidae
Product: ATP-dependent DNA helicase DDX31
Molecular function (GO): ATP binding; RNA helicase activity; nucleic acid binding
Source: RefSeq, a predicted model, not a curated record
UAUGUCUGCACGUGCUUUUGAGGUUAAGCCUCAGUUGUGGACUGCUGCUGAUGGUGUCUGUGAUUAUUGGUUUUUAUAAGUUUUUGGUGAAAAAAAUAUAGUUGAUCGUGUGUACAAAUAGUUACUGUGCAAAAAAUGGCAGUCAUGGAUGAUAUUGAUAUUUGUCUGAACAUAAAAGGGGCGGAUGAAAGCAGCAAAAAGUCCACGACGAUUAAGAAUAGUAACGUUAAAAUUAAGAGAGUCAAGGAGACUGGUGCAGUGAAAAAGCCUUUUCAGAAAAAACAGUCAAUCGACUCUUCGAAAAGCCUCCUAGUUGGGGCCAAAAAGAGAAUAAAACAGAAAAAUCUGGCUGCUAUUGUGGCUAAACAAUCAGCUAACUCAUCAGAGCAGUCAAUAUUAAAGAAGCCUACUUUUAAUUUCAACAAUCUGAUUAAAAACAAAAAAGCUAAUGAUAACAAAAAAGUCAGCUUUUCUCAGAGUAAAGAUAAAGAGUCGAGUGAGCCUCUUGUUAAAUUCACAAAGCCUACUGCAGAGAGUAUUGGCCAAACUAUUUUGGCUAAAAAGAGAAAAGUUGAUGGCACUGAGCCAAAAAAGUCUCUUUCCAGUAUAUUUAAAUUCGGUUCAUCUGACAAAAAACUUGAAGCAGACACUAAAUUGCUUAAACCUAUCUCUCAUACAGAUGAAAGUAAUCAAAAAGCUGUUAAUACUGACAAAAUAUUUACCUUUCAAAGUGAUGCUGUACACUCUGAAAAAACAAAUAAUCUUGGAAAAAAGUUUAAAAAGCUGAAAGAUAAAAUUGAAAAAAAUAAAAAUGUCAAAAAGGAUUUCAAAGCAGCUAAUUCACAUUCUCGACCAAGUAAUAAGAUAUCCUCGCUCUUUGGCAACAACCCAGAAGUUCCAAAUAUAGGCCAGAGGCUUGUAAAGCCAGUCAACGAGAAAGUAUUCACUAUAGAAAAGUUUAGUGAACUAGGCAUUCAUGCCUAUGCAGUAUCUAAUUUGGAACAGAACAUGAAAAUUACAACUAUGACAACUGUUCAGAAAAAAUCUAUCCCUGUCAUACUCUCUGGAGAAGAUGUUUUAAUAAGAUCUCAAACAGGGUCUGGAAAAACGCUUGCAUAUGCUUUACCCAUCAUUGAAAGCUUGCAAGCUAUCAGACCAAAACUGACCAGAGAUUGUGGCACCAAAGCUCUUGUCAUUGUACCUACAAGAGAACUGGCUCUCCAAACAUAUGAAUGCUUCUUGAAAUUAAUAAAACCUUUCACAUGGAUUGUACCAGGCUAUUUGAUUGGUGGAGAGAAAAGAAAAGCUGAAAAAGCUAGAUUAAGAAAAGGUUGCAUUGUUUUAGUAGCAACACCAGGAAGGUUAUUAGAUCACAUUAGGCACACAAAAGCCCUAAGACUCGAUGGUAUAAAAUAUUUUGUUUUGGAUGAGGCAGACAGAAUGCUUGACAUGGGAUAUGAAAAAGACAUUUCUCAGAUCGUGACGGCUCUUGAAAACAUUCCAUCAGAAUUUAACAAUUAUGGCUAUGAUGCAUUAAAAAUGUUGAAAGAGCAUGUCAAAUCUGAUUCUAAUAGUCAUAUAAAAUAUGAAAACAAAGAAGAUGAAGAGAAAGCAGAUAAAAGUAGUCAGGAAGAUGAUACAGAAGACAAAUUUACCAACAAACGGCAGGACAAAAAUGAGAGCUAUGAUGCAUUACAGAUGUUGAGGCACCAUAUGAAAUCUGAUCUGAAAAAUGAACCUCAAAGUGAAAGACAUGACUCGUCUAAAGAAAGAAAAUCGUUUUCAAAGAAACAUUAUCCUGAUACUGAAAGUAAGCAAGAUGUUACAAAGAAUAAAAAAUUAGCCAAAAGCAAGAAAGAUACUUCUGACGAAGAUAAUAACGGAGCUGACAGCGAUAGUAAUUCAGUUACCAAAUCUAAAUUAAGUACCUCGGAAUCUUUAGAUACACCGAAAAAUAGCGCGGAAGAAACUGGUGAUGUUAAUGCGUUAAAAAAGCGAAACACUAUCUUGUUAUCUGCAACGUUGACUCAUGCAGUAGAAAAACUUGCCGGUCUGACAAUGAAAAAUCCUGUCUUCAUCGAUGCAGCCAAAGACAACAUUGAAGCCACCAGUGGCAAUAUGAGUGAAAUAAAUGAAGAUUUAAUCGUACCUCAAAGUGUCGUACAAAGUUACAUUGUAACACCACCAAAAUUAAGGAUGGUUACUCUGAGCGCCUUCAUUGCUGGAAAAUGCCAGAGUCAUGGAAACCACAAGAUCAUAGUUUUCAUGGCCACUCAGGACAUGAUCGACUACCACGCAGAGGUAUUGUCGGGCAUCUUGACGAAACCGAUAAACGAGGAGGACGAAGAUUCAGAUCCGCUGGUUGACGUUGAAUUUCACAAAUUGCACGGGAGCAUGACGCAAAAGGAAAGAACAGAAAUUUUUAAGGCUUUCAGACAGGCCAAGAGCGGCGUCCUUCUGUGCACGGACGUAGCGGCGCGCGGCCUUGACCUUCCGAGGGUCGACACAGUGGUCCAGUACACGGGGCCAACCUCGACCCGAGACUACGUGCACAGGAUCGGCCGGACGGCGAGGGCCGGCUCGUCGGGCUCGGCCACGAUAUUCCUGACGCCUCCGGAGGUGCAGUUCGUCCGGAUGCUCGAAGCGCGCAGGAUACGCAUCAAGCAGGAGGCCAUGGACGACGUGCUCUCCAAGCUACUGGUGCCUUUGUCGAGGCACAAUUCCGUACAAGCCGCGGCCAUCGCUUUGCAAAACGACUUCGAGAACCUCGUGCUGGAGAACAAGAAGAUUUACGGCAUGGCUUGCAAAGCCUACACGUCCUGGGUGCGCUUCUACUCGAGCUAUCCUCGCGAGAUGCGCGAAGUCUUCAACCGGAAGGACCUCCAUCUGGGUCACUACGCGAAGAGUUUCGCGCUGAGGGAUCCACCGCAAAAAAUCGGCGGAGCCGGCAAAGCCGCACAGGAUAAGGACGAGGCGCCCAGACAUCAGAACAGGCUGUCCAAUCAGAGGGCCGAGGAGAGGGCACAGAGUCGUAGUCCUGGACAGCAGCAGAAACAUCAGCAGGACAAAAGGAACGGUAUGCUGAAGAAGGUGCUCAUGCUCAACACCUCGGAGUACGACAGUGGACUCGAGCCCGUGAAUAAGAAGAAACGUAUACACACGUAGAUGUGUACAAUGGGUCGCUGCAUAUCUCUGAAUUUUUAUCAGCUUCUCUUUUUCUUUCAACACGCGUCGUUUCUUUUUUUUUUGUGACUAUAUUUUCUAUUGAAAUUCAGUACUCUUGAUUAGUACUGCUUAUUUUUAUGACUUGGUACACAUGUGUCUCGACAAUUGUUUUAUCUUGACAAUUUUUAGUUCGGGGUCCCACUCGUUUUACCGUUUAUAUACGAGCAAAGUGGUAAGUUUAUAAUGAUUCCGUUAGAGUGUGAGUAUCUCGAUGGAAAUAUGAUGGAACUCCACUCCACGAUUUGUACAUAUAAAUCUAUACAUUAUACAUGUACAGGUAAAUUAAUUUGUCGUAGAAAACUUCAAGUGUAAAUAUCAAAUGUAAAUAUACACCCU